Heterocephalus glaber (naked mole-rat) is the source of this 930-nucleotide messenger RNA. NCBI's taxonomy places the organism in Eukaryota, Metazoa, Chordata, Mammalia, Rodentia, Bathyergidae. The record is from RefSeq and is a predicted model, not a curated record.
AUGUCGUUUAAUGAGCAGGAGGUGAGCACGCAGGGAGCGGCUCAAGUCCCGUCCACGCUGAGGGUGGAUGAUUACAGCAUCUACUUAGCCGACUUCAAAGCAAACAGGACGUGGGAGGGGCAUACGUGGGCACAGGCUGGUUUCCAGCCCUCUCUGCCCGCAAACAGCCCAGAGAAAUCAGUGCGAGUGUGGAGAUGUGAAGAUGGGAUGGAAUGCGAAGGGGUCAGAGUCCCCUACCAGGCUGCCCACGUCUACAGCUGUGUUUCAGACUUCUCUGGGGACCUCUGCAGCGAAAACCCAACCGGGCAGGGCAGUCUUCAGGUGGAUUUUAGAACUGAACACACUUGGGAUGUUUCUCCAGUGAAGCAUGAGCCAGUGCUUGUCAGGCUGAAUCCAGGUGAUGGAGGAGUAAUGAUGGAAGUUCAUGCUCCGCAUGCUCCGUUUUUCAAUGAUCCCCCAGCCCCAGUUGGAGAACCAGGAAAGCCUUUCAAUGAACUGUGGGGUUAUGAAGUUGUGGAAGCAUUUUUCUUGAAUGAUGUAACUGAGCAGUAUUUAGAAGUUGAACUUUGUCCCCAUGGACAGCAUUUAUUGCUUUUACUCUGUGGAAGAAGAAAUGUAUGGAAACAAGAACUUGAUUUGUCAUUCAAAGUGUCCAAAGGAGACACAAAAUGGGAAGGCAAAGCUUAUCUUCCAUGGAAUUAUUUUCCACCAAAUGUGACAAAAUUCAAUUCAUAUGCAAUUCAUGGAUCAAAAGAUAAUAGAAGUUGUGAAGCCCUCUACCCUGUAUCACAGCAUGAACUGCAACAAGGACAAAAACCUGAUUUCCAUUGUCUGGAAUAUUUCAAGCCCUUCAGCUUUAACACGCUGCUUGGAGAAGAAUGGAAACAACCAGAAUCAGAUCUGUGGCUAAUAGAGAAAUAUGAUUCAUAG